Messenger RNA from Thamnophis sirtalis, 436 nucleotides. Lineage: Eukaryota; Metazoa; Chordata; Lepidosauria; Squamata; Natricidae. The record is from RefSeq and is a predicted model, not a curated record.
ACUGUUUCCUUUUGUUCCAGGUCUUUGGCACUUGCGAAAUAAUAAUGAAAUUCAACAGGGUAACGAAUGAUUCCACCUUAUACAAAAAUGACUGCAGUUUACACACUCUUCCUGGUUCUGCUAUUUCAAGAGUUUGCCCCGACUGUCCACUAUGCGGAAAUCCUUCUGAAGAGAGUUUUCAGGCUGCAGCUAGAGAAAGCCUGGCCAAAUUCAAUGCUGAAAAUAACCACUAUCAUUAUUUUGCCGUUCGUGAGGUCACCAAAGCAAGUUCACAGAGACUUCCUGUCGCAAAAGUUCACCUGUGUCUGACAUCUCUAAAUGCCCUCUGCUCCCAGAUGAAACUGCAGAUGCAGGGCUAUGCAAAGGCUCCGUGAUCAACAGCCGACUACAAUUUGAAAAAAUUGUCACGGUACAAUGCGAAUUGUUCCCGCAUCUG